AUGGCCAAAAUAGUGUUUAUUGAGAAAACUAUACUACUCAAUGAAAUAUUUGAUGAAAGUGUUGUAAAAUCAUUCGGAACAUGUGUUGGAGAAAAGUCAUAUCCAUGUGACAUUUGUAAAAAAUCAUUUAAAAAUAAGAAUCAUUUAAUUAAUCAUUCACGGAUACACACUGGAGAAAAACCAUUUUCUUGUGAUUAUUGUGAAAAAUCAUUUCGAAUCAAACAUCAUUUAGUUGGACAUACGAGGAUCCAUACUAAAGAUAAAACAUUUUCAUGUGAAGUUUGUGAUAAGAUACUCACUGAUCGAGUCACUUUAGUUUUACAUAAACGAAUUCACACGGGUGAAAAACCAUUUUCAUGUGAUAUUUGUGAAAAAUUAUUUAGAAUUAAAAAUGAUUUAAUUCGACAUAAACGAACACACAGUGGAGAAAAACCAUUUUCAUGCGAUAUUUGUGAUAAGAAAUUUAGUGAGCAAGGUAGUUUAGGUAAACAUAAACUGACUCACUCGGGAGAAAAACCAUUUUUGUGUGAUAUUUGUGAAAAAUCGUUUAGAGUGAAAAACAAUUUAACUAGACACAAACGAAUACACACAAAAGAAAAUCCGUUUCCAUGUGAUAUUUGUGGGAAGACAUUUGCUCGACAAAGCCUUUUAGUUCAACAUAAGCGGAUUCAUACCGAAGAAAAUUCAUUUACAAGUGAUAUUUUAGAAGAAAGUACAACAAUCCAGAAUAAUCCACCAGAAAAUAAAUCACCAGGAAUAGAUGUUGAAGAAAAACCAUUUUCAUGUGAUGUUUGUAAUAAAACAUUUGCUCUUAAAGGUAAUUUAGUUAGACAUCAACGAAUUCACACGGGAGAAAAACCAUUUUCAUCGAAAAAUGAUUUAUCUCGACAUAAACGCAUACAUUCUGGAGAAAAAUUAUUCUCCUGUGAUAUUUGUAAUAAAACAUUUUAUAAGAAAGAUCGUUUAGAUCAGCAUAAACGUAUUCAUCAAGUUAAAAUUGUUCACGAUCCACUUAAAAAUGAAAUUCCAGAAAACAGUCAUGUGAAAUAUGAAAAAAUUGACGAACCAGAGGAAUAUUUGUCUACAGUCGAUGAAAAUAUGAUGUUUGAAACAGAAUUAAAUUCCGAAUUAAUUAUUUAA
Molecule: messenger RNA, 1140 nt
Organism: Chrysoperla carnea
Lineage: Eukaryota; Metazoa; Arthropoda; Insecta; Neuroptera; Chrysopidae
Product: zinc finger protein 271-like
Exons: 4
Coding region: 1-1140 (379 amino acids)
Biological process (GO): regulation of transcription by RNA polymerase II
Cellular component (GO): nucleus
Molecular function (GO): DNA-binding transcription activator activity, RNA polymerase II-specific; RNA polymerase II cis-regulatory region sequence-specific DNA binding
Source: RefSeq, a predicted model, not a curated record